Molecule: messenger RNA, 2419 nt
Organism: Anopheles moucheti
Lineage: Eukaryota; Metazoa; Arthropoda; Insecta; Diptera; Culicidae
Product: ATP-binding cassette sub-family G member 1
Exons: 11
Coding region: 212-2062 (616 amino acids)
Cellular component (GO): plasma membrane
Molecular function (GO): ATP binding; ATP hydrolysis activity; ABC-type transporter activity
Source: RefSeq, a predicted model, not a curated record
GGCUUGCAUAUUUGUUGGUGUUUAGUAGACUCACCAGUGAACACUACACCACAGUGAUAAUUGUAUCUCAGUGAUAAAUGAUAAAAAUUCUGAAAUCAAAACUAGUGCUGUAUACUUCAAGUAGAUCAACGGGUGUGUUCAAGCUGAUAUCGAUUGUUGCUGUACCGAAAGUCCAUAUACGUCCCAACCCAACGGCCAGACCUUCGUCGCAAUGGAUGUCACCUUUGACAACAUCACCUAUACGGUAACCACCGGUAAACGGGAAAAGAAAACCGUCCUCAAUGGUGUAUCGGGACGGUUUCAGUCGGGUGAGUUGACCGCCAUCAUGGGUCCGUCCGGUGCAGGCAAAUCGUCACUACUAAACAUCCUUACCGGUUACACGACACAGGGCGUUAAGGGAACGCUCGCCUUCGGCAGCAGUGGUAGCACAAACCGUAAACUGUGCAGCUACAUACUGCAGGAAGACUAUCUGCAGCCACUCUUUACCGUGCACGAGAUAAUGCUGAUGGCCUGCGAUCUGAAGGUUUCGUCCGACAGUCUUAACCGCAGCGAAAAGCUUCGGCUGGUUGACAAAAUUCUCGACACGUUACAGUUGAGCUACUGCAAACAGACACGCUGUGGCAGCCUGUCCGGUGGCCAACGGAAGCGUCUAUCAAUCGCACUGGAGCUUAUCGAUAAUCCGCCGAUCCUAUUUCUGGACGAACCAACUACUGGCCUAGAUAGCUCAUCGUCGCUGUACACCAUCAAACUAUUGCAGAGUUUGGCGCGCGAAGGGCGUACCAUCGUCUGCACGAUCCAUCAACCAUCUGCAACGGUUUACGAAAUGUUUGACCACGUGUACGUGCUGGCUGAGGGUCACUGCGUCUAUCAGGGCUCGGCUCUGAACACCGUACCUUACUUGCGCUCGGUCGGGCUCCACUGUCCGGCGUAUCACAAUGCGGCCGAUUACUUGCUAGAGGUCACCAAUAAGGAGUACGGUAACUUCACCAAAGCGCUUGCAAAGGCCGCCACCGAACCAAGCUGGCGACUGAAUCCGCUCGUUCCGGUGGUGGAUCGAUUGGGCAGCGGGGUACCAAUCGCGGGGGCACUGGUCUGCCCGCCGGCCUAUGACAGCAAUCACAACGACUCCAUCUAUCAGGGACACCGGAAGGAAGUGGAACCGUUGACCGUAACGGUGGAGCAGCUGCCGGCAAAGAUGAACCAGAAGCACCAACAGCACCGGCCGUCCGAGUUUGCCAAACUGUUGAUCCUGAUGAAGCGCUCCAACAUUCAGCUGUACCGCGACUGGACGGUGACACAUCUGAAGCUGUUUGUCCACAUCGUGUGUGCCAUCGUGAUUGGAUUGCUGUUCGGCGAUUCGGGAAUUAACGCAACGAAAUCGAUCUCGAACGUGGCCUCGUUUAUGGUGCACGUUCUGUACCUAUGGUAUACGACACUCAUGCCCGGUGUCCUAAAGUACCCGUAUGAAAUGAAUAUCUUGAAGAAGGAAUCCUUUAACCGGUGGUAUAAAAUACGAACGUAUUUCGUAGCAUCCAUGCUGACGUCAUUACCAGUACAGAUCUUCUUUUCGAUUGUUUACGCCUCGAUUGUCUACGCGAUGACGUACCAACCGUGCGAGCUGGAGCGAUAUCUCAUGUUUACGGCCGUGCUGGUGCUCAACACCAUCGUUGCCGAUGGAUUCGGGCUGUUUCUGGGCACGUUCCUGAAUGAAAUCAACGGAACGUUCAUCGGUGCCAUCAUGACCUGCUUCAUGUUUGUGUUCUGCGGUUUUCUCAUCAUGUUCAGCCACAUGUCGGAUGCGAUGCGGGGCAUCAGCUACCUUUCGUCGCACCGGUACAGCUUCGAGGCCUUGGUACUGACCGCUUACGAUGACAGUCGGACCGAUCUGGUGUGCCCGAAGGACGAGAUGUACUGUCACUACGUGAAAGCCAACACGAUACUUCGGGAGCUUGGUGUAGCGUCCGGCAACUAUCUGUUCAACGUGGUGACGCUGGUCGUGCAUUUCGUUGCAAUUAAGGUGGUUGGAUUCUGGACGCUCAAGCGCAAACUAAGGAUGGGUUGAUGUGGAGGACAGGACGAGAUAACACACACACCCACACAACUACGAAUAAAUGUAGGGGGACAUACAGCAAAUAAAUUCAUACACACGCACACGACUUAAGCACGGGUAGUAAGUCAUACCGGCGUGCCCAGGACCAGGCAGGCUGGCAAAUGGUAGAGCAGCAGCACUAGCAAACCCUUAAGUGGAAUGGAUUGUGAUUAAUAUUUCGUUGUACAUGUUUGGUACUUUAACGUUUUACUAUGCUUCAUACUUGGACAAUGUGUAUACUAAGAAAUCAGUGAUCAAAAGUGGAAACUUUUUACUCCACAGCUCAUGGAAAGAAUAAGAGCAAAGCGCAUUAAAGAGGUACAAAUGGAA